Messenger RNA from Xenia sp. Carnegie-2017, 4692 nucleotides. RefSeq lists its product as uncharacterized. The transcript is spliced from 6 exons. Gene Ontology annotation, molecular function: GTP binding. The record is from RefSeq and is a predicted model, not a curated record. The coding region runs from base 123 to 3581 and encodes 1152 amino acids. NCBI's taxonomy places the organism in Eukaryota, Metazoa, Cnidaria, Anthozoa, Malacalcyonacea, Xeniidae.
UUUGUUGCGAAAACUUAGAUUGAGUUUGCCAAGCUGUAAGCUUCAUAUCGUGACGUUUCCCAGUCUAUAUUUGCCAUAAAAUUCAGAUCUUUUCACGGGAUAAAUUUGGUUUGGAUGAAGGUAUGGGUAGUGUCAACUCUUCCCAGUUAAAGCCGAUACCAUCGUCUGCUGAUGAAUUCAAAGCAGAAUAUGACACUUUUAAGAAGUUUGAUGAAAAUUCAGAUACAACUCCCAGGGCAUUACUUUCGCAUUUCAUGUUGUCAAGUGUGAAAAUUCAACGCCAUCCAGAAUUUGCCAUGAUUUUGCUUAUUGGAAGUUGUGGAUGUGGUAAAUCAUCAACAAUGGAUCAUUUACUGAAUAUCGAAGAUCCUGUUGCAAAAAUAAGUAAUGAAGGAUCAGCCAAUAGAAAAACAUCUGAAUACAUUCUUACUUUUGAUGAACCGAGUUAUGAAGUUUGUGAUUUAGUUAUGAGUGUUAUUGAUACCCCUGGCUUCAAUGAUAUCCAUGGCGUUAAACAAGAUGCAUGUAAUUUUGUAUCUAUUCAACAAUAUUUUAGAACGCAUCCGAAGUUUCCUGCGGAAACAAAGAUUUAUCCAAAUCUUGUGUUCUUUGUUGCAAAAGCUGAUGACACGAGAAUGAAGGGAACUAAUUCCCAAAUUUCGAAAUGUUUGAGAGGCAUAAAGUUGUUGGAUGUCGUUGACAUCAGUCAUCCAAAUCUCGUUGUGAUCUUAACAUUUGUUUGUUCUGUUGGCUUCAAGAAUCCAGAAAAAUGGCAAGUAAAGAUGCAGGAAAAGAAAAAUCUUGUGUCCGACUUGGUUUUUGAAAUUUUAGGAGUCAGGACGUCUGUUGUAUUGAUAGAAAACGAUCCCUUAGAAGAAUACGAACUUGAAAAGGAUGGAGAUUUCACGAUUCUUCCCAACGGUGAACGACAGCCUCUGAACUUAUACAAUGCCUGCCUAAGCCUACUGGACAAAAGCAGAGAUGGAAAGGAAAAAAGAGAUAAAUUUGGGCAUAUGGUGUUGAAUGCAGCGUUUAAACAAAAGAAAAAAGAGCGGCCGACAAAUGGUUAUGAAGUUAAAGCCAAAGAUUCAAAGAAAGAGCCAUUAUCACAAGAGGAGUUGGAGUUUGCCAAUGAAUUAAUUGAAGCUCCUGGUAGAGAUUUUGAUAAAGAAAUGAGCUGUGUAGCUACUUCCCAGUUAAAGCCCAUGCCAUCAUCUAAUGAUGAAUUUAUAGCAGAAUAUGAAACGAUUAAGAAGCUUGAUGAAAACUCAGAACCAACUCCCAGAGCAUCACUAUAUAGUUUCAUUUUGUCAAGUUCCGCAAUCCAACGCCAUUCAGAAUUUGCCAUGAUUUUGCUUGUUGGAACUAGUGGAUGUGGUAAAUCAUCAACAAUAAAUCAUUUACUUGAUAUCGGAGAUGGAACUCCUGUUGCAAAGACAAGUAAUGUAGAAUCAACCACAAGAAAAACAUCUGAGUAUACUCUUACUUUCGACGAACCGAAUUAUGAAGUUUGUGAUUUAGUUAUGAGUGUUAUUGAUACCCCUGGCUUCAAUGAUAGCGAUGGCGUUGACCAAGAUGCAUGUAAUUUUGUAUCUAUUCAACAAUAUUUUAGAACGCAUCCGAAGUUUCCAGCGGAAACAAAGAUUUAUCCAAAUCUUGUGUUCUUUGUUGCAAAAGCUGAUGACACGAGAAUGAAGGGAACUAAUUCCCAAAUUUUGAAAUCUUUGAGAGGCAUAAAGUUGUUGGAUGUCGUUGACGUCAGUCAUCCAAAUCUCGUUGUGAUCUUAACAUUUGUUUGUUCUGUUGGCUUCAAGAAUCCAGAAAAAUGGCAAGUAAGGAUGCAGGAAAAGAAAAAUCUUGUGUCCGACUUGGUUUUUCAAAUUCUAGGAAUCAGGGCGCCUGUUGUACUGGUAGAAAAUGAUCCCUUAGAAGACUUCGAACUUGAAAAGGAUGGAGAUUUCACAAUUCUUCCCAACGGUGAACGACAGCCUCUAAACUUAUACAAUGCUUGCCUAAGCCUACUAGAAAAAAGCAGAGAUGGAAAGGAAAAAAGAGAUAAAUUUGGGCAUAUGGUAUUGAAUGCUGCAUUCAAACAAAAGAAAAAGGAUCGACCGACAAAUGGUUAUGAAGUUAGAGCCAAAGAUUCAAACAAGGAGCCAUUAUCACAAGAGGAGUUGGAGUUAACCAAUGCUUUUAUUCAAGCUUCCAGAGGAGGUGAUACCAACCCACUUGUCAUACAUGCUAUGGAUUAUCUUACCGAGAAUGACAUUCAGGAAGAAUCUGUGAAAAAAGAAAUUUUAGAACUUGUGGAAACUAUGAAUUCGAUGGGAUUAUCGAAUAAGUCAAAUUUGAAGCAUACAACCAUCAGUGAAAUCAACUAUCAUCACACAGAUAGUAUUACUGAACAUGGCCUUCAAAUGUUGGAAAAGAAAUUUCGUAUGAAAUGUGCUGAUAUUACUUCGUUUCAUGCAGCUGAAUUCAUUGGUCAAGGAUACAAUGUUGUCAUCAACAAGUCCGUUCCAGCUCAGGUUUUGAAAUUUUCAGUGGUUGACAAUAAACAAUUUGGCUUUAAAAUUCCUGAAUGUGCACAAAUAAUGAAGUUAAAUGAAACUCGAACCACCCAAAUACAUACACAAUCGCAUGAAAGCUAUAUUCGAUCGCGCCUUCUAAACUUUGGCUUGAAUGUUAACAUAGCACCUGCAAUAUUGAAGAUUGCCCCAAAGUUUGAUAUGACUUACAGCGAGAAGCGUCAAAAAAGUGACUCGGGAUCUUCAACUACUAAAAAGGAAUUGACAGAAGUGAGAAUAGCAAAGAUAAAUGUUGGUGAAUUUAAAUCGAAGAAAAUUGCUUUUACUGACGCGUUUCUAUCUGUUGUAAGCGAAUUGCCAAAAGGAAAUAUGGAGGAAAAGAAAGCGAAGCAAAAGUUUACAGAUUUUUUCAAUAGAUUUGGUCAGUUUGUCGUCACUUCUGCUUAUGUUGGAGGAGCAGUUGAAGUUGAAACUUGUGAUGAUAACAUGAAAAUUUCAAACAAAGAUGAAGAUUGUGCUGACGGAGGAAUUGAUUCAUCUCUCCCUGGGGCGUUGAGAUUUUCAGGAAAACAUGAAUUGUCAGUAAACAAAGAAAGCAAUCAAGUUUCAAGCAUUUCAACAACUCAAUGGAAAGGUGGACGUUCUGACUUGCAUGACGAAGGUACGUUGCACUCAAAUGAAAAAUUCUUGGAAUGGAAGACAUCUAUUGCUAACGAUCCAGUAUUUUUAACAAAUGAAUUGACAAUGGAGCCGAUUUCUACUUUUGUUGGCAUGAUAGACGUGGAAAAGGGAAAUCUUUGCUACCAAGCAUUGCAAAAACUUUUCCAAAAUAAACACCUAAAUCUUCACAAUGACAAUGUAACGCAAACAAAAAGCUUGGCGAAAGGAAGCAAAAACUCCAACACAAGAGUUGGUUCUACUAAAGAUCCUGAUACUAGUGAUUGGUCAAAAAUGUUUGGUGGCCACGCAAAGAAGACUGGAGCAGGUGUGCUGACUGUUAUUGGUUUUGUUGUUGGUGCUGUUUGUAUUGCAAUAUUUUUUGGACGACGAUAAGAUUGAUGUUGUUAGAUUGAUGAUAAAAGUUAACAUUAAAUGCAAAAAUGUAUGUUAACAGCAUUAUUAUACUUGUUCAAAAAUUUGAAAAGCGAGUUAGUGCAUAAUUAAAGCAUUAAAAUAUCUCGCUGAGGAAAUUUUACAAACUACUGCCAACGUAGGCAGCCACGUUUUACAAAAAUUCAACAAAUUUUUUCAACAUAACAAUUUACAUUUUUUGAAUCUAACAAAUGAAAAGUGAGAAGACUCAUUUAACAGCCAAGAUUAAUAUACUGCCUCACUGGCCUCUCAGAAAAUUGUUUUUGUUCAACAUAUUAACUAAGUGAAUUCAAACGCUUAUGUCAUACUAAAACGUGAAUGCAAAUAUUUCAUCAAAGAACACCAAUCGCUCCUUAAUAUUUUUAUCAUAAUUCUUCAGCAAUUUGAAUAGACUUUUCUAGAAAUCAUAAUCAGUUGACAAGAUAAUUCCUGUCUAACGCAGUCCACGCUGUUUCAAAUAGUUUACACUCGCAAAAAACUUACUUUUCUUCUUCAUGUGUUAAACUUUUAUGCACGAAGUAUUUUAUGCUGAAAAACUGUGGUUGCAUGUAAAUAUAUUUUCUGAAACUCAAUUUUUUACUUCGAAUAAAAGUUGUAUAUAUAGCAUAUGGUAUUGGAAUUUAGUUACAGCUUGUUCAGCAUGGUUGUCAUGCACUCCAUCUUCAAAGCUUUUGAAUUUUGAUGAAAUAGGAGUCUUUAAAGAGGCAAUAGUGAGACAAGUGCAUGUGUUUGCUCACAAUGUUCUCAUAUACACGUGUAAAGACUAUUUUAUCCUUUUACUUGCUUGCACCUUUGAGAAAUACAAAAAAAAAGAUGAACAAACGCUUCUCUCAGACUGUGUAUAUGAAAAUAACUUCCAAAAACUGAAGUUUACCAUCAUUUCAUAUGCCUUCCCAAUUAUUUGUUCAGUAAAGCGAGUGUCUACUAAAUAUAGCAUUUAUGAAAAUAGGAUGUAAAAAUAGCAUCUAUUUAUACUUGCAAGAAAAUCUUCUAACUUAUAUUAUGUUUGAAAAUGUCUAUGAUGCAUUGAUCAUUAAUACUUCAACAUUAAUUAUACUCUGAAACAUUGGUA